AUGAAAUCGAACUCCUCAGCAACAGAAACAGGAUUGGAGCAGAAUCUUCAGAAUUCGCAAAUCCAAGAAAUUCCUAUUGAUCACUCUCAGCUGGUAGAAAUUACAGUAAAAUCCCACUCAGAAGUUAUUCAGAGUUCUCAGUCCACAAAAGCUGCACCAAUCAUCUUCUCUAGCCAGAAGCUGGGACCUCCUAUCCAGAAUUCUGAAUUGGGAGACAGGAAUCUAACUCUAGAUUCGGUUAAGGGGAAGGAGAUAGUGAUGGCCCAAAAGGCAACUCCAGACUUCAUUACUUUAGGAACUGAAGGAACCAUGGUGGUGGAUAAUGAAGAAUGCACUCCUGAAGGUACAAAGAAAGCUGUGAAUGUCAGGAAAUGGAAGCUAUCAAUCCUGAGAGAUCUCAAAGUGGUAAGCAAGGAGAUUACUGUUCACCAGAUUCUUAGCCAUGACUUCUGUAUGGAGGUGGAGUACUCUUCAGCUCAUAAUACUACUCCAUCUUGGCUUUGUAAACACUGCAAUGCUGGGAUACCCUUAGGUCCCCUCAUUGGGGCUGCAAAGAAUUCAAUUUAA
Messenger RNA from Striga asiatica, 567 nucleotides. Lineage: Eukaryota; Viridiplantae; Streptophyta; Magnoliopsida; Lamiales; Orobanchaceae. The record is from the annotation of a GenBank genome assembly.